Molecule: messenger RNA, 2691 nt
Organism: Lingula anatina
Lineage: Eukaryota; Metazoa; Brachiopoda; Lingulata; Lingulida; Lingulidae
Product: ATPase family AAA domain-containing protein 3
Biological process (GO): mitochondrion organization
Cellular component (GO): mitochondrion
Molecular function (GO): ATP hydrolysis activity; ATP binding; zinc ion binding
Source: RefSeq, a predicted model, not a curated record
CUUCCGUUGUUUGCUACACGUGAGUUACAUAGCACACGGCGAACUUGUAGCUAAUCUAUAAGUAACCAAAAAUGUCGUGGUUAUUUGGAGGAGGUAAAUCGUCGACCCCGUCAGGAUUUCCUGAGAUCCCUCUGGCACCACCCCCUCCUCCAGGUGGGGGAGGCGACAAGGGAGAUUUGGAUAAGGAAUACCAAAAGAAGAUGGAAGCAUACAGGUUCGAUUCGGCGGCUCUGGAGCGAGCAGCGAAAGCCGCAAAAGAACUAGAAGCUUCAAAACAUGCCAAGGAAGCUUUGGAAAUCACCAAGAUGCAAGAACAAACACUGCAAAUAGAACACCAGGCAAAGAUAAAGGAAUAUGAAGCAGCCAUUGAGCAGAUGAAAGGAGACCAGAUACGUAUCAGUGAGGAGGAGAGGAGAAAGACUCUAGGCGAACAAGCAAAACAGCAGAAAGCGCGAGCAGAAUAUGAAGAUCUUUUGUCACGUCGACGUUACGAUGAUCAGCUCGUGCAACAGCAAAAGAUGCAGGAGCAACAGCUGAGGUCACAAGAAGAGUCUGUUCAGAAACAGGAGGCAAUGAGGAGAUCCACAAUAGAGCACGAGGCAGAACUACGGCACAAGUACGAGAUGAUGAAACUUGAGGCAGAAUUACGAGGAAGAGCCAAAGUGGACCGAGAAAACAAAGACAUUAUAAUGGAAAAGGAAAAACUUAAAGCGGCAGAAUUAAGGACGACAGUUUUAGAAUCUAUAAAAACUGCUGGUUCAGUCCUAGGGUCAGGGUUUCAAGCCUUUAUAUCAGACUGGGACAAAGUAUCAGCUACAGCGGCUGGUUUGACAUUGCUAGCAGUGGGAGUGUACACUGCUAAGUAUGGUACAGGGGUUGGGGCGAGGUUUAUAGAGGCUCGGCUCGGCAAACCUUCUCUAGUCAGAGACACAUCAAGACUGUCCGUGUUUGAAACAUUGAAGCAUCCCAUAACAACAACAAAACGGCUGUUUGCCAAGCCCCAAGAUGCAGUGCAAGGGAUUAUACUAAAGCCUGAUUUAGAAGAGAAACUUAGACAGAUAGCUAUUGCUACAAAACACACGAAAAAGAACAAGGGUUACUACAGAAACAUUCUUUUCUAUGGUCCUCCAGGAACUGGUAAAACAAUGUUUGCAAAGAGCUUGGCCUCUCACUCAGGAAUGGACUACGCCAUCAUGACAGGCGGCGAUGUAGCCCCCAUGGGGCGGGAGGGAGUCACCGCCAUGCACAAGGUUUUCGACUGGGCACAAACAAGCAGGAGAGGACUUCUCCUGUUUGUUGACGAGGCAGAUGCAUUCCUACGGAAAAGGAGUCAGGAGAAAAUCAGCGAAGAUCUUCGGGCCACGCUGAACGCUUUUCUCUACAGGACUGGUGAACAGUCUCACAAAUUCAUGUUAGUACUUGCCAGCAACCAGCCAGAACAGUUUGAUUGGGCAAUAAAUGACCGUAUUGACGAAAUGGUGAACUUUGACCUGCCCACGCUGGAGGAGAGAGAACGCAUGGUGCGGCAUUACUUUGACAAGUUUGUGCUGAAACCAGCAUCAGAAGGAAAGAAGAGGUUAAAGGUGGACCAGUUUGACUACACUGCCAAAUGUUCUGAAAUAGCAAGGAUCACUGAUGGCUUAUCUGGGAGAGAAAUUAGUAAACUGGGAGUGGCCUGGCAGGCAAGUGCCUACGCAUCAGAAGAAGGCGUACUGACGGAGGCCAUGAUUGAUGCACGUGUACAGGAGGUCAUUGAAGAUCACGCCAAGAAGAUGAAAUGGAAAGAAAACGACGAGAAAGAGACGCUGCACGACACGGCGCCAGACGUUUUCCACUCUCAGAAAAGUGCUUCCACUUCUAUCAAACCACCAAAGAGCACACAAUGAUGUCUAGGCAAAUUAGUUUGAAUUAAAGUAAUUGUUGGGGAGUUUUAUUGUAAUGCUGUACAGAAAUGUGAACUGCCAGAUGCAUUUGAAGGAGAUGCGAAGUGUUAUGAGAGGAAGAACAAUGCUCACUGCCAAGACUCCUUUGUUUUCAAUACAGGAAGGGGGAUUUUUCCCUUUACAGGAUUUCAUGCUCUAGAAAAAAAGGACAGCUUCCAAAUUUCAUCACAAAAAGGCUUGGCGAAAUCUUUUGCUAGAAGACAUCAUAUGUGUGUGUUGGGUGGGGGUGGGGAGACGUUUUCACCCUAAGGUUUUCAUUAUUUCUUAAGGUCAUCUGAUGCGUGUUUUUCAUAGACACUUUAAACCAGGACACGUUUCCUUCCCUUACAAUGAAAAAUAAAUUGUUUGAUUUUAUAUAUUUAGAAAAAUACACCCACACACAUUGGAAUGGUAGGGUUGGCGUAUCAGAACAUAAAAAUGAAUGACACCAUUAAUUUUCUAGUUAUUUGUAAAUCGCCACCCAUUGUAAUGGCUAUUACUGGAAGAAUUGUGCUUGAUUCAUGACGCUUUUCUGGUUAUGUUCGAAGUGAUAAAAAAAGGGCACAGCAUGACUACUAAUGAGAAGAAAUUAUUAUUCUAUUCAUUUGUACGUUCAGAAAGUAACGUUUUGUGAUGACAGAAAGUCACGGUUGCUGGGUGUUAUUUGUAAUUUAAAUGAAUGUAGUACUUUUAAGUUUAUUAAUUGUGAAGAAAUUACAUCAACUGCUGCCUUGACAUUAAAGCAUUCUUAAGAGUAUUUGGAUUUUGU